AACAUUUGAUCAUUAUCAUGACUCACUUGUUUCUAUCUUCCAAUUUCUCUUUCCUUCUUCAAACAUUCUAAAUUCAUCAUUCCAAUCUUCAUCCCAACCCCACACUUACCGAUUUUUCCGAUUCAACGAAGCAAAUAUGUGGCCAAAAGGAGAUGAAGAAGCCGAUAUCGAUCGCCUGCCUGUCGAUUUAUUGGCGCAUGUAUUCUCUCUCCUCACUUCCUUCAAAGAUCUGGCUCAGAGCAGCGGCGUGUGCAGGAAAUGGAGACAGGGGGUGAAGGAAUCCCUGGCUCGGAAGGAAUCGUUGAGUUUCUCCGGCUGGAAAACGGAUGACGACUCCACCACUCGCCUCGUUCAGCUGGCCUAUAGCCUCAAGGACCUCGACAUAUCAAGGAGCCGAUGGGGCUGCCAAAUUACUGAUCACGGGCUGAAGCAGUUAUCCACGGCGAAAUGUAUUGGCAAUCUCUCUUCGAUUUCUCUGUGGGGUUCGACAGGAAUCACAGACAUAGGAGUUGUGCAAAUGAUUUCUAGAGCAACUUCACUGCAUCACCUGAACAUUGGUGGUACGUUUAUCACAGACGUGUCCCUUUUCGCCAUUGCAGAUAGCUGUCCUCAUCUCAAGACUAUCAUCUUGUGGGGUUGUCGUCAUGUAACUGAGGACGGGCUUCUAGCUCUUGUCAAUAAGUGCCGUAAACUUGAGUCCAUAAACGUGUGGGGAAUGAGGGUUCCUUUAGACUGCUUCAUCGGCCUACUUACUAUCAGCCCGGCCCUUCAAAUACAGCCUAAAGGGAUAGCGAUACAUGACGAAACACUUCAUGCUUGGCCUGUCUAUUGAUGAUUACAUACAACUGCAUUCUGCUUCUCAAACUCCAUUAAUGGUGAAAUAUCUCUGGAUUUAUUGAUAUGAAUAAAAAAACAUGAUUCUUCCUUCAAUUGAUGAAGAAAAGAUUGCUUGUAUCUAUCUUUGUAUGUAUCGAUUGCUUUUGUUAUAUGUUAUUUGUGAUUUGCUUUGUGAAAUGUCAUUAAAUUGUAAAGAACUUUGAAACUUGUAUAGUAUUCAAUUCAUCGCA
Molecule: messenger RNA, 1067 nt
Organism: Salvia hispanica
Lineage: Eukaryota; Viridiplantae; Streptophyta; Magnoliopsida; Lamiales; Lamiaceae
Product: F-box/RNI-like superfamily protein
Biological process (GO): SCF-dependent proteasomal ubiquitin-dependent protein catabolic process
Cellular component (GO): SCF ubiquitin ligase complex; cytoplasm
Molecular function (GO): protein binding
Source: RefSeq, a predicted model, not a curated record